CCAUUUUUCCUCUGCGAGAAGAAACUCUGUUAGUAGAGAUAAGAUAUGGGAUUGUCUCCACUAGCCUGCCGCCGUCACACAGAGGAACCGCUGCCGGUGAAAUUGUCUUCUUUUGUUUUUCCCUUUCAGUCCACCAUUAAGCGUAGAACCUCUACCCUUUACCCCUCUCUCAAACACAGACCCAAGUUAUUUCGUAGAAAGCUUGCAAGGGCAUGACUAUGGGUAUCAGACCGUUCUCUCUCGGUUUUUCUCAGUUUUCCUUUAUUGGUUUUUUUUUUAUGCAAUUUUAUUAAUCAAAUGGUUUGAUAAAAGCGUAUGUCUUCAUAGUGGGUUUGUGUAAUUGUGUCUGAAAUUGUAAUUUUAAGAUGGAUUUGCUUGAUUUUGAUUGCUUGAAUUUAUUUGUUAAAAAAGAAUUUUUCACAAUGAUACUUUUUGGGGUUAGUUUUAUUACUUCUAUUUAAACUAAGUGAUAUUUGAAUUCUGGUAGAAUUUCAUAGUGAGGAAUAUAGAGAUUGUGGCUCAUGUUGAUCCUAGAAAGACGUCUUUAGUUGAUUCUAUUUUAAACAAACAAAGGUAAUAAUUCCUUAAUGAUUUUCCUCUGCAUAAUUUGCCACAUUGAUUGGUUAUACUGAAAUUUUUCUAAGAAAAUUGAUUUCCAUCUAGACUAGAGGGUGGCAAUCAGUAAUAGGGUUACGAAGUAUAACCCAAGUAUCCAACUACAAGUUGUCUCUGUUACUCUUUGAAUCUUCUACUUGUGGUGUCGUCAAAUUCCGUAGCAGUAAUGACGGUACUCCACUACUCCACUAUUCAUAUUUUCUUGAUUUCUUAGAUUCUUGUAAUUUUUGUUCUUGAUUGUUUGACCCUUGUAGACUCCCUAUGUACUAGGGUGCUCCCCUUUUUGAUAUCAAUAAACUUAUUACUUAUAAAGAAAAAAAAGCGAUUCGGUUAUUUUUCAUUAUUUUAGACUCUCUUUUAACUUUAUUAUUCUAAUUUCAAGAUUUUCAAUUCUCACUUUAUCUCUCAUCAAUUCUUUAUUACAUUUUUAUUUUGUUAGUAGAAAGAAAUUGUAAAACUUUAUAUAUUUAGUUUUAUUUUUUGGAGACAGAUGUAUUAAAUUUUUCUUCCUUUUUUUUUAAAUAAAUAUUUUGAAUAUUUAAUUUUUCUUUGUAACAUUGGCAUAUCAAAAUUAUCUUUUUAUUAAAUUUUAUAUAAUUUAAAAUUUUUAAUAGCUACCAUAACACAAAAAAAAAAACAUAGUGCGAACCAAACCGGUAGAAGCCAUUAGGCCAUUAACCAUCAAAUGACAUCGUUUAAAAUUGAAAAUGGAAGGGGUUUCAGGCCAAGCUAGAGAGAGAGGGCGAAGCUGAGAGAGAGAGAGAGAGAGAGAGAAAGAGAGACAUGGCAGAUCCGUAUAGUAGAUACGGUGCAGGCAUGGCAGAUAAAGAUAGAGCAAAGGAAGCUAUGGAUAAGCUAAACGAGACAGAAUUGAAGGGAAAGCCAGUGAUUAUCACGUGGUGUGAAAAGCAAUGUCCUAGUAGUAAUGCAAAAUUGUGGGUGUCAAUUAAUGGCGCCCCUAUCAAUAAUGAUAACUUCAAGGUUUUAUUGUCCGGUUUUGGUGCUGUUGAUUCUUUCAAAGCGGUAUUGCAACAUCUUGAUACAUCCUAUUGGAUUGUGCAGUUCAACUCAGAGAAAUUUGCUUCAAAUGCCAUUAAAAUUUUCAACGGUGCUGAAAAGUAUGGCAUGAAAUUCCUUGUGUCAAAAUAUAAUGAUUGCAAGAAACUCUGUGUGGAAUAUCAUCCAAAAGAUCUAGAUGGGAACAACAUUCUAUUAGCGUUCUCUUUGGGGAAUGCACUAUCAAUAUCAAGAAUAAAUCGAGUGGUAUUGCUUUUGUUAGCUAUCAUGCAUCAAAAGGGGCUGGAGAAGCUAUGAGGAACUUAAAUGGCACAGAUUUAGGUAACUACUUCUCUUUUUCUUUUUCAAUUAUUAUAUAACUAAUAUUCCUUAAUUAGGUUCACAUUGUUUGUAUGUAAGAGGUAUUGUGACGCAAGCUGUGACGGAAGAUAACAAUCCUGAAGAAGCCCCAAUUUUUGUGAUUGAAGAUAAUCGGAGGCAAUUAGUUACAACUGUCAAUAUGGCGUGUUUUCGUACUGUAUCAAAUUUCCUUCAAUUCCUGAACAAACUAGGGGAUGAUCAUAGACAUAUUGGUCUAUUGGAGAGAAUUAGGCCCGACAGUCCGUGGCCUGGUUAUGAAGUUAUGUAUAAACAUGUUGACAGUGAGAACGAGGUAGUCAUCAAACCGUUUGAAGGUGUUGAAUCUUUUGAUUCUAUUGAACCAUGUUUCAACGAAGAUCCGUACGAGCACUCUGAGCUGUGGUUCCUCGGUAUGGUCAACC
Messenger RNA from Quercus robur (English oak), 2393 nucleotides. Its product is annotated as polyadenylate-binding protein 6-like. Gene Ontology annotation, molecular function: nucleic acid binding. Lineage: Eukaryota; Viridiplantae; Streptophyta; Magnoliopsida; Fagales; Fagaceae. The record is from RefSeq and is a predicted model, not a curated record. The transcript is spliced from 3 exons. The coding region runs from base 1399 to 1929 and encodes 176 amino acids.